Soboliphyme baturini is the source of this 3690-nucleotide messenger RNA. The record is from the annotation of a GenBank genome assembly. Lineage: Eukaryota; Metazoa; Nematoda; Enoplea; Dioctophymatida; Soboliphymatidae.
AGUUACGGUUAUUCGAUCUCGCAUGCUCAGGUGGUUAAUGAUUCGGUAUAUGCUGCACCGCAAGAAGCCAAUUUUCCAACCGCUGUGCAACAGCAAACACCCAUGUCUUCGUCGUCAUCAUCACAGUACCCCUCACAGAGGACUACUUCCGGCCUUUCUUCGUCCGCUACUGCCGCACCACAGGCGCCUGCAAAUGACGAACACGUGGCUUUAACAGCUAAGCAGAUGGCCCAACUGAAAGCGCAGAUUGCUGUCUAUCGCCUGUUGGCACGACAUCAACCGAUCCCGCCCGAUUUGUCCUUUGCUGCGAUGGAAAAAAGUCCAAUGCAUCUACCUGAACCGUACACUUUGCCAGAUACUGGGCCCGUUGAUGGUGUGGAAAAGUUGCCAUAUAAUCUGGCGGCGCUUAAUUGGCAGCUCCAGCAGCAGCGCAACGCAUCGAUCGCCCCCGUUGCAAAACCAUGCGGCAUUGACCCCAUUGAAGUGCUGAAAGAACGGGAGAACAGAAUUGCCAAUCGCAUCGGUCAUCGCAUCAAAGAGUUGAAGAAUUUCAUUUUGACAAUCGAUCCGGAGCUGCGCAUCAAAGCUGAAAUCGAACUCAGGUCGCUGCGAUUGCUUAACUUGCAAAAACAGAUCCGGAACGAAAUUCUUUCUACCAUGAAACGUGAUACCACGUUAGAGACUGCACUGAACCCCCGCGCCUAUCGUCGCACGAAAAAGCAAUCGCUGCGCGAAGCCCGGGUGACGGAAAAGUUAGAGAAGCAGCAGAAGUUAGAACAAGAGAGGAAGCGCAAACAGCGACACCAGGAAUUCUUGAACGCCAUCCUGCUUCAUGUCAAGGAGUUCAAGGAAUACCAUCGCAACAACCAAAUGAAGCUGAGCAAGCUGAAGAAGGCAGUGCUGGCAUACCACAUGAACACGGAAAGGGAAAAGAAGAAGGAGGAAGAAAGACGGGAACGCGAACGAAUGCAGAAGUUGAUGCAGGAAGAUGAAGAAGGCUACCGGAAGUUGCUGGAUCAAAAGAAGGACAAACGUCUGGUUUACUUGCUGCAGCAGACCGAUGAAUAUGUGGCUAACUUGACCGGCUUGGUGCGUCAACAUCAGCUGAGCGUCAAGCGAGCCCGGAAGCUAGAGAAGAAAGAAGGCAGCGAUUUGCCGGUGAAAGUGAGAGAAGUUGCCACAGGCCUAAUCAUCACUGGCGAUCAAGCACCGAAAGCUUCUCAGCUCGAAGCGUGGCUAGAAACGCAUCCGGGUUACGAGGUUCUGUCACGAGACGAAAAAAGUGGUAGCGGUGAUGAGACGUCAUCGAGCAGUGAUUCAGAGGCGGAAGAAACUAACGAGACUAAUUCGAUUGAGACCAGCAAACUGUCCUUGGAAAACAUGGACGAGGAGACGAGGAACCGUGUGAUCAUACAAGCUGCGCAGUCGGAAGAUGACGAGUACACGGCAAAGUCUGAAGAACAGACUUACUACAACACAGCGCACAGAAUCCGUGAGGAAAUCACUGACCACCCACCGAACUUAGUUGGCGGCACACUGAAAGAAUACCAGAUCAAAGGUCUCGAAUGGAUGGUGUCACUAUACAACAACAAUUUGAAUGGCAUUUUGGCGGACGAAAUGGGUCUCGGUAAGACGAUUCAAACGAUCGCAUUGCUCAGUUACCUGAUCGCUGUCAAACAUGUUACCGGACCGUUCCUCAUCAUCGUUCCGCUUUCGACGCUGUCUAACUGGGUGAUGGAGUUCGAUAAAUGGAGCCCGUCAACUACCAAAAUCACAUACAAAGGCUCUCCGACCGUUCGUCGUUCCCUCUCCUACCAGACGAGACACGAGAAGUUUAAUGUACUGUUGACCACUUACGAAUACAUCAUCAAGGACAAGGCGAUUCUUUCGAAGAUUCGUUGGAAGUACAUGAUCAUCGACGAAGGCCACCGUAUGAAAAACCACCAUUGUAAAUUGACACAGGUGUUAAAUACGUACUAUACGGCUCCGCAUCGCCUCCUGUUAACCGGGACGCCAUUGCAAAACAAACUUCCCGAACUCUGGGCUUUGCUGAACUUUUUACUGCCAAGCAUAUUCAAGUGUUGCAACAACUUCGAGCAGUGGUUCAACGCUCCUUUUGCGACGACUGGAGAAAAGGUUGAACUGAAUCAAGAAGAAACGAUGCUUAUCAUUCGUCGACUGCACAAGGUUCUCCGGCCGUUUUUGCUGCGACGACUGAAAAAAGAAGUUGAAUCUCAAUUACCGGAAAAAGUCGAAUACGUGAUAAAAUGUGACAUGAGCGCUUUGCAGCGCGUUCUCUAUCAUCACAUGCAAGCGAAAACAACGGCGGGUGUCAGGACCCUGAUGAACACUGUCAUGCAAUUACGAAAACUGUGCGCAUUAUGUUUUUCACGUGUUUCGCGGUUUGUUACUGCUGCCGUUAACUUUUUUAGGCCGGAUCUGUACCGCACUGGCGGAAAGUUUGAAUUGCUCGACCGCAUAUUGCCGAAACUUAGCGCGACAGGUCAUCGCGUAUUGCUCUUCUGCCAAAUGACCGCGCUGAUGACCAUUAUGGAAGAUUAUUUUCAUCUGCGAAAUUUCAAAUACCUUCGGUUGGACGGUACGACGAAAUCAGAGGAUAGAGGUCUUCUUCUGAGCUUGUUCAACGCUCCUGAAUCAGACUAUUUUAUCUUUCUGCUGUCCACCCGAGCUGGUGGUUUAGGCUUGAAUUUGCAGGCGGCUGACACGGUGAUAAUUUUUGAUUCUGACUGGAAUCCCCAUCAAGACAUCCAAGCUCAAGACCGAGCUCAUCGCAUAGGUCAGUUGAGAGAAGUGCGGGUGUUGCGGUUGAUGACAGUCAACUCGGUCGAAGAGCGAAUCUUGGCGGCGGCAAAGUACAAGCUGAACGUCGAUGAGAAAGUGAUUCAGGCUGGGUUGUUCGAUCAGAAGUCGACCGGUGUUGAACGUCGGCAGUUUCUGCAGGCAAUUCUACAAGCAGAGUGUGACGAAGACGAGGACGAGAACGAGGUGCCUGACGACGAGACGAUCAACCAAAUGAUCGCGCGCACGGAGGAUGAAUUCGAUCUCUUUCAGCGUAUGGACAUCGAGAGAAGGCGGAUCGAAGCGCGUGACCAUAAACGGAAGCCGCGACUAAUGGAGGAGGACGAGUUACCUUCAUGGCUGUUGAAAAAUGAAGAAGAAAUCGAGUGUUUGACAAAUGCCGACAAAGUUGACAAGAUGUUUGGUAAGGGAGCUCGACAACGCAAAGAAGUGGACUACUCCCAAGACUCUUGGACUGAAAGACAAUGGCUAAAGGUACAACGGAAGCGAGUUGUAGGCAAUUUUGAUGAUGAUGACGAAGACGAAGAGUCGGUAUUGCAUAAAUCUAAGCGGAAACGCACCAACCAGAGUAGAUCCAAAAGCAGUAACAAAAUGGCAACCCUAAUGAUAAACGGUCGUCUGUUUUGUGAAAACUUCCUUCAGUUGCCUCCUCGAAAAGAGCUUCCUGAUUACUACGAGUUGAUUUCACAACCCAUGGAUUUCAAAAAAAUAAAAAAAAAGAUCUCCGACGGGCGAUACAAAUCUUUGAACGAUUUGGAUAAAGAUGUUUAUCUGAUUUGUGAAAAUGCGCAAACGUACAAUUUGGAUGGAUCUGAAGUGAGUGCAUUACCCAGUGUCUCUACAUGUCCUUCAAUGAUACGUUUUCUGUAG